Messenger RNA from Solanum dulcamara, 914 nucleotides. Its product is annotated as peptidyl-prolyl cis-trans isomerase FKBP16-3, chloroplastic. Lineage: Eukaryota; Viridiplantae; Streptophyta; Magnoliopsida; Solanales; Solanaceae. Bases 75 to 782 code for a protein of 235 amino acids. Gene Ontology annotation, molecular function: peptidyl-prolyl cis-trans isomerase activity. The record is from RefSeq and is a predicted model, not a curated record. The transcript is spliced from 7 exons.
ACUCACCAUUCAUUACUAGCAAAAAUUCAUGACAACACAUUGCUGAAAAAUCCAAAUUUAAGAUUAUCACAACAAUGGCAUCAACAUCUCUGCUACUUCCACUCAGUUCAGCAUUUUCUAUAAAUUUGUUCAAGAAUCAUCAUCAAACAAUCAUAAACCCCAAAAUUCAAAAUGGGGUUACUAGGAAAUGGGGUUUAAGAUUGUGGGCACAAGAGAAUUUGAUGGGUACUGUUGAAGAUGCUGAAAGGUACAAUACAACCAAGCGCAGAGAUUUGUUAAUGGGGUUGGGGUUUUGUGGGGUUUCAAGUUUCUUGGUGGGUUCUUGUUAUGCUGAGGCAGCUGGAUUGCCACCAGAGGAAAAGCCAAAACUUUGUGAUGCUACAUGUGAGAAAGAGCUUGAAAAUGCUCCUAUGGUAACAACUGAGUCAGGCUUGCAGUAUAAGGACAUCAAAGUUGGUCGAGGCCCUAGUCCCCCUGUUGGUUUCCAGGUCGCUGCAAAUUAUGUUGCGAUGGUUCCCUCGGGACAAAUUUUUGACAGCUCCCUGGAGAAAGGUCGACCUUACAUUUUCCGUGUAGGCGCUGACCAGGUAAUCAAAGGACUUGAUGAAGGGAUCCUGAGCAUGAAAGUUGGAGGACUACGUCGACUCUAUGUACCUGGAUCUUUGGCGUUUCCAAAAGGCCUGACAUCGGCUCCUGGAAGGCCAAGAGUGGCUCCUAACAGCCCCGUGGUAUUCGAUGUGAGUUUGGAGUUCAUACCAGGCCUUGAAUCCGACGAAGAGUGAUAAUUUCUCUUUUUUUUCUUGUAUUGUUUUCCCCUUGCCAUGUAUCUAUAAAGAUGAGGAAAGGCUCAUGUAAUUACUAUCAUUAUUCCUACUGCAUUUCUCUAUUAUAUGUUCAUUUCUUUGCUGUAUACA